AUGCAACUUGGUGGAGCAAAAGACUCCCAAAUCCGUGACAGCAGUAACCCGAAGGUCCACCCUCAACCUAUGGAAGAAACUGCAAACCAAAACCCUGAAGCUGUUGAAGCUUUAGUCUCAAAAAUAUUCACAAACAUUUCAUCCUUAAAAUCUGCUUACAUCCGCCUUCAAGCUGCUCACACCCCAUACGACCCUGACAAAAUCCAAGCUGCAGACAAACUCGUAAUUUCAGAACUCAAAAAUCUCUCAGAACUCAAACACUUUUAUCGCGAAAACAACCCCAGACCCACUUACAUUUCCCCACAAGACUCCCGUUUGGCUGCAGAGAUUCAAGAACAACAAAGCCUCUUAAAAACAUAUGAAGUCAUGGUGAAAAAAUUCCAAUCCGAAAUCCACAACAAAGAUUCCGAGAUUGUACAAUUACAACAACAUAUCCAAGAUGCCACUCUCAAAAGGGCUAAACUUGAAAAGAAUCUAAAGCUGAGGGGGCUUUCGUCAUCUUCGAAAGAUUCCGAGGGGGGAUCGGUCGACGGAAAUGAAAAUAUUCCCGUUUUGUCUCCCGAGCUUUUUAAGUCGGCUGUUGAACUUGCUUCUAAGGCAAUUCAUGAUUUUUCAAAACCGUUAAUCAACAUGAUGAAGGCUGCGGGGUGGGACCUUGAUGCUGCUGCGAAUUCGAUCGAACCGGAUGUUAAAUACGCGAAACGGGCCCACAAGAAAUACGCGUUUGAAUACCAUAUUUGUCAAAAAAUGUUCACCGGUUUUCAACAAGAAAAUUUCGGUUUAAACAAUGAAAACAAAGACAAAGAGACGUUCUUUCGAGAGUAUCUUGCGUUACGUGACACGGAUCCGCUUGAUUCGGUGGGGCAAGACCCGGAUUCGGAAUUCGGGAAGUUUUGCAGGGGUAAAUACGUAAUUGUGGUGCAUCCGAAAAUGGAAGCGUCUUUUUUCGGGAAUUUGGAUCAUAGGAAUUAUAUAAUGGGAGGAGGGCAUCCGAGGACGCCGUUUUAUCAGGCGUUUUUGAAACUGGCGAAAGCGAUUUGGGUUUUGCAUUUGUUGAGUCAUUCGUUUGAGCCUGUGAUAAAGGUGUAUCAGGUGAGUAAAGGGAGUGAGUUUUCAGAGGUUUAUAUGGAAAGUGUGGUGAAGAAUUUUGUGGUGGAUGAAACUGGUGAGAAGCCGAAAGUUGGGUUGAUGGUGAUGCCCGGGUUUGGGAUUGGUGGGAGUGUGAUUCAGUGUCGGGUUUAUUUGACUGGAAUCAAGGAGAUUGAAUAG
Lactuca saligna is the source of this 1269-nucleotide messenger RNA. The record is from the annotation of a GenBank genome assembly. Lineage: Eukaryota; Viridiplantae; Streptophyta; Magnoliopsida; Asterales; Asteraceae.